This is a messenger RNA of Polypterus senegalus (gray bichir), 2719 nucleotides long. Its product is annotated as tripartite motif-containing protein 16-like. Gene Ontology annotation, molecular function: zinc ion binding; protein binding. The transcript is spliced from 6 exons. The record is from RefSeq and is a predicted model, not a curated record. Bases 37 to 1767 code for a protein of 576 amino acids. Lineage: Eukaryota; Metazoa; Chordata; Cladistia; Polypteriformes; Polypteridae.
UCGUCUCGUGUGUGUCAGACAGCAUCUUCUCUCAGGAUGGCAUCAGCUCAACUGUCUCUGUCCACUGAUCAGUACUCACACUACUGUUCAGUGUGUCUGGAGGGCCUGAAAGUGCCAGUCACCAUCCUGUGUGGACACAGCUACUGUAUGGAAUGCAUUAAUAAGUACUGGGAUCAGUCAGGCUUAAUGGGGACUUACAGGUGUCCUCAGUGCAGAAUGGAAUUUAAUCCAAGGCCAAAGCUUCACAAAAAUACGACUCUCAUAAAUCUGAUAGGACAGUUAAAGGAAAAUGGAGUCAUCAGAGCUUCGCCUCAAGGUAAUGCAGAACCUGCCAGGGUGCUCUGUGACUUUUGCACAGUGCAAAAACGGAGAGCUUCAAAGACCUGCAUGACCUGUAUGGCCUCCUACUGCGAGAAACACCUGCAGCCACACUUGGACUUGGCAGCCUUCAAGAGACACAAACUGGAGGAGCCGACUGAAAACCUGGAAGAAAAGCUCUGCCCAAAGCACCAGAGAGUCCUGGAGAUAUUCUGUAGGACCGAUGAGAUCUGCAUCUGCUCAGUGUGUGCGUUAACCGAACACAAGAAUCACGACACCAAGAUACUUGAUGAAGAGAUAACUGAGAGAAAGAGUCAGCUGGAAAAGACAACACAAGAAGUGAAAAGGAGAGUCCUGGAGAAAAUGAAGAAGGUGUCCGAUCUGAAGGAGACUGCAAAGAGGAUUAAGAUAUCUGCAGAAAAAGAGGAGAAGGAACAUAAGGAGAACCUCAAGUCAAUGCUUCAGUCCAUUGAGAGGCUGAAGUCAGAGGUCGGUGAGGCCAUUAGAGAUCACAAACAGGGCGAACUGAGUAAGGUUGGAGGUGUCAUCGAGCAACUGGAGAAGGAGAUCACAGAGCUCAGGAAGACAGAAUCUGAGCUGGCCAACCUUUCAAAGACCGAUGACCACAUGCAAUUGCUGAAGAUGUUCCAUAAUAUCCUUGUCCCUCCUGGUGAUGGUUGUACACCAGACAUAAUUGUAAAUGAAGAUUUCCUUCCAGAGACUCUGAAGAAGAAACUGUCUGCAGCAAAGAAGAGUUUGGAGGAGAUCAGGGAUUUUGUGAAGAGGAAUAAGACAGGCCCUCAGGUUUCAAAUGAUGCCCUGCAGAACCCAAGUAGGAAUGACUUUGUAAAAUAUGCCCGUUCUCUCACCCUGGACCUCAACACGGCGCACAAACGCCUGCACCUCUCUGAAGAGAAGAAGAAGGUGACAUGUGGGGAGAAAGAGAUGCGAUAUCACGCUCAUGCUGACAGAUUCAAUACCUGGCAGCAAAUCUUGUGCAGGGAAGCCCUGUGGAGGAUCUGCCACUAUUGGGAGGUCGAGUGGAGCGGAGACAAAGCUGAAAUUGGAGUGACAUACAGAGGAAUAGGAAGGAAAGGAGCGGGUAACGAGUGUGUCCUCGGACUGAAUGACAAGUCCUGGAGUUUGAGCUGCUCUGAAGCUGGGGUCUCUGCGUGGCACAAUAACCAGAAGACUGACAUAAGCGUCCCCAUAAGUCACAGAAUAGGAGUGUAUCUGGACUGUCCAGGGAGGUCCCUUUCAUUUUAUAGCAUCUCCGACACCAUGACCCUGCUGCACAAGUUCAAAGCCUCCUUCACCGAGCCGCUCUUUGCGGGGUUUAGGGUUCGAACAAACUGCAGUGUGACAAUCUGCCCUCUAAACCGGUCUGUCCGGAGACUGGCUUCGUCUGCAGGUCACGCCACGUCUUCUGUGUCACAGGCCAUGUUUUAAUUUUCAUUUUAGAAUCAUCAGGACAAUUCCACAGAUCAUCACACUGCAGUUCAUUCCUCACUUCAUUUCUGGUGCCUAACACACACACACACAGAGUCACUGGCCAUCCUGCCAUUCCUCCUGACCAUGUGAUCCUGAGCCACUGUGGUUAGUGGGGGGUGCCAUCCUUCUGUAGCCCAGGUAGAAAUGUGCUUAACUAACUGAUUUAUGUAAAUAAGUUACUGAUAUAAAAAAUAUAAAUGUUUGUGUUUUAAACUGUUCAUUUUAGUAUAGUUGUUCAUUUAUGUGGUUAUGCAGACUUUUAUUUUGAUGUGGUAGGAAAAACGGAAGGGGGUGGAGAACAAGCUGUAGAGGAGAACAGGGAGAAAAAGAGAGAGCGUGACACCGAGGUGGUGGAGCAGGAAGUCUGGGAGCCUAUUUAUCAGCAAGAUAAUAUACCGGAAUACAAACUGCUGAUAUAGAUGGAGAAUUUCGAUUAGACGUUUGCAGUGUCUAUCCGGCGAUGAACCACUCGUUAACUCAGUGAGGGGAAGUAGCAGCGUGAAGAGGCAGCAGCUAACUCAGCUCAACACGCUUCUGGUGGACGUUCGUUUAUUUGAAGACACUUUUGGAUUAGCUCAGCAGCAGUUCCCUGCUCACGGACAGAGGCAGAGGGGUCAGGAGGAUUUGUUGGACUGAUACCACCAUUGCCAAGUAAGGUAUUUGAUGCUCCUGGUGGAGUGAAAGGACCACUAAGUUUUUGGUCGCAACGCUCACAAGCACCGAAUCGGGCCUGCAACGUUUUGUUUCAAUACGAGUGACAAGACUGAAUGUGUUUUUAUUUUAUUAUUAAUGGUGUAAUAUAGUUUAUUAUUAUUCGUUUGGGUAAAAGAAAAUUCCUGAUUAUUUCUAGUGUUAUUAAUUGUGUUUUGUUGGUUUAUAAUUAAAUGGGGAGUUUGUCAUUGUUUUAUAA